Anguilla rostrata (American eel) is the source of this 5385-nucleotide messenger RNA. RefSeq names its product patatin-like phospholipase domain containing 6 (gene pnpla6). The record is from RefSeq and is a predicted model, not a curated record. Gene Ontology annotation, biological process: phosphatidylcholine metabolic process. NCBI's taxonomy places the organism in Eukaryota, Metazoa, Chordata, Actinopteri, Anguilliformes, Anguillidae. The transcript is spliced from 37 exons. Gene Ontology annotation, molecular function: phosphatidylcholine lysophospholipase A1 activity. Gene Ontology annotation, cellular component: endoplasmic reticulum. Bases 470 to 4651 code for a protein of 1393 amino acids.
GGGUGUGAGUGGAAGUCAGGCUAGCCAAUGUUAGCCGCGUACAUCAUUGUAUGACCAGGUGCACUUAGAUCCGCGCAGGCUGCGGGUUCGUACUUGUUGGCGAGUUGGGACAUAGUAUGUGCUGUUGAUGGCUCACAAAAAAUAAAAUACAUAAAACCGAGUCACAUUACAUUGUUAAUUCAUGCUUAAUUGGUUUGGGUUCGCUCGCUACAGUCUGACAAGGGCUAAAGAACAAUAGAGGAGGUCCCACAGAAAUUUCGGAACUACGCCAUUGAAUUGCCCUGCUCAACGUGUGGUGCUUCGGGGUCUAUUCUGGAGUUUUGGAAGCUAUUCGCCAGGAAAAAACAAUUUAGCUCGUUAGUUACAUUGUUUUGAACGCAACAGAAACCUCAUGUUUCAAUCAUCGCAUCAACACACCGGCACUGCGGCGGCCGUUGAUGGACCAGCCCUGUGAAGAGGUGGGGCUAGAAUGGGACAGAGCACAUCGGAACAAGAGGCUGACCCCACAGAGGAAGGGCUGGUCAAUAUCAAGUCUAUAGUGGAGGACCAGCUGCAGACCAGCAUGAUGGUGGGGAUCGUAAUCGGCGCGGGAAUCGCCAUCGUCCUCAUCGCCAUCCUCAUCUUCUUCGUCCUGCGGAGGAUCAAGCUGCGAAACCUGGAGGCACAGGAAACCCCCAAAUACCGCUUCCGCAAAAGGGACAAGGUCCUGUUCUACGGGCGCAAGAUCAUGAGGAAGGUGAGCGAGCGGGUGUCCCAGUCUACCUCCUCCCUGGUGGGCAGCACCUCCUCUUCACGGCCACGCCUGAAGAAGAAGCAGAAGAUGCUCAACAUUGCCAAAAAGAUCCUGCGCUUUAAGAAGGAGGUCCCCACGCUGCAGAUGAAGGAGCCCCCGCCCUCUGUGCUGGAGGCGGACCUCACCGAGUUCGACGUGGCCAAUUCCCACCUCCCCUCCGAAGUGCUCUACAUGCUCAAGAACGUGCGGGUCCUGGGACACUUUGAGAAGCCGCUGUUUCUGGAACUGUGUAAGCACAUGGUGUUCCUGCAGUUCCAGCAGGGGGAGUACGUCUUCCGCCCCGGCCAGCCCGACAGCAGCAUCUACGUAGUGCAGGACGGCAAGCUGGAGCUGUGCCUCACCGGCCAGGAUGGUAAAGACGGAGUGGUUAAGGAGGUGUACCCAGGAGACAGUGUCCACAGCCUGCUUAGCAUCCUGGAUGUCAUCACUGGCCACCAGAGGCCAUAUCGGACAGUGUCGGCGCGGGCAGCCGAGGUGUCCACUGUGCUGCGACUUCCUGUGGAGGCCUUCCUGUCCAUCUUUGAGAAGUAUCCAGAAAGUCUGGUGCGAGUAGUGCAGAUCAUCAUGGUUCGGCUCCAGAGGGUAACAGUGCUGGCCCUGCACAACUACCUGGGGCUGACCAACGAGCUCUUCAGCCAUGAGAUGCAGCCGCUCCGCCUGCUGCCCCUGUCCCCCCACCCGUCCCGCACCAGCCCCGUCCGGCACAAGCGUUUCGGCAGCAUGACUGUGUCCGAGGAGCACCGCGAAAACGCAGUCAAGACCGAGGCCCAAGGAGGGGAUCAUGGGAAGGAAGGAACCACAGUGCCAACUCUCAGUCGGGCCAUCUCCAUGCCUGUGGACAUCGCCGGCAUCCAGAAGAGUCUGCGGUCGGACUUCGACAUGGCGUACGAGCGAGGUCGCAUCUCCGUGUCCGCAGAGGACGGCGCCCCGACCCCGCCCACCUUCACACGGUCCGUGUCCCAGGACCCGAGGGAGAGGAAGUCUGUGACUGUGGACGAGGUCCCGUCGGGGGUGUACCUGUACGCCGAGGAGGAGGCGGGUCUGGAGACCUUCUACGGGCCGCUGCACGGGCGCGCCGGCACCUCCUUGUUUGAGGAGGCUCAGAAGGAGAUCCUCAAACUCAUGCGAAUCGAGGACCCCACCUUGCUGAACGGGAGGGUGACUCUGCACCAUGCCAAAGCUGGGGCGGUCCUGGCGCGACAGGGGGACCAGGACGUCAGCCUGCACUUCGUCCUGUCCGGCUGCCUGCACGUGUACCAGCGGAUGAUUGACAAGCAGGAGGCGGUGUGCCUGUUCGUGACGCAGCCGGGGGAGAUGGUGGGUCAGCUGGCCGUGCUGACGGGCGAACCCCUCAUCUUCACCAUCAAGGCCGUGAAGGACUGCACCUUCCUCAAGAUCUCCAAGUCCGACUUCUACGAGAUCAUGCGAGAGCAGCCCAGCGUGGUGCUGAGCGCCGCCCACACCGUGGCCGUCCGCAUGUCGGCCUUCGUGCGCCAGAUGGACUUCGCCAUCGACUGGAUGGCCGUAGAGGCCGGCCGUGCCUUAUACAGGCAGGACGACCAAUCGGACUGCACCUACAUCGUCCUCAACGGCCGCCUGCGCUCCGUCAUCCGCAAGGCCAACGGGAAGAAGGAGCUGGUGGGGGAGUACGGGCGGGGCGACCUCAUCGGCGUGGUGGAGGCUCUGACCAGGCAGCCGCGUGCCACCACGGUCCACGCAGUCAGAGACACAGAGCUGGUCAAACUGCCCGAGGGAACACUCAACAACAUCAAACGCAGAUAUCCUCAGGUGGUGACCCGGUUAAUCCACCUUCUGGGACAGAAGAUUUUGGGGAACCUGCAGCAAGCCCACGGGCCCUUCUCAGGCUCUGGCCUGGGCCUUGGCAACGUGUCGUCCAGCCCCGACGUCACCAACCCGGCCAGUAACCUCUCCACGGUGGCCGUUCUGCCCGUGUGCGACGAGGUGCCAAUCAACGCCUUCAACCUGGAGCUAAGCCACGCCCUCAGUGCCAUAGGCCCCACCCUUCUGCUGACCAGUGACAUCAUUCGAGAGAGACUGGGGGCUUCUGCUCUCGACAGUAUCCAUGAGUACCGCCUGUCCGGCUGGCUGGCCCAGCAGGAGGACAUAAACCGGAUCGUUCUGUACCAGACGGACAGCAGCAUGACGCCCUGGACGCAGCGCUGCAUCCGGCAGGCCGACUGCAUCCUCAUCGUGGGCCUGGGGGACCAGGAGCCCAGCCUGGGGCAGCUGGAGCAGAUGCUGGAGAACACAGCGGUUCGGGCUCUGAAGCAGCUGGUCCUGCUGCACCGUGAGGACGGUCCGGGCCCCUCCAGAACCGUGGAGUGGCUCAACAUGCGCAGCUGGUGCUCCGGGCACCUGCACCUCAGGUGCCCCCGCAGGGUGUUCUCCCGACGCGGGCCCUCCAAGCUGAGGGAGGUGUAUGAGAAGGUGUUUGAGAAGACUGCAGACAGACACAGUGACUUCUCUCGGCUGGCCCGAGUUCUGACGGGGAACAGCAUCGCCCUGGUCCUGGGGGGAGGGGGAGCCAGGGGCUGCUCCCACGUGGGCGUGAUCAAAGCCAUGGAGGAGGCGGGGAUCCCCAUCGACAUUGUGGGCGGGACCUCCAUCGGCUCCUUCAUCGGGGCGCUGUACGCGGAGGAGCGCAGCGCCGUGCGCACCAAGCAGAGGGCCCGCGAGUGGGCCAAGGCCAUGAACUCUGUGUUUAAGACGGUGCUGGACCUGACCUACCCCAUCACCUCCAUGUUCUCCGGCUCCGCCUUCAACACCAGCAUCUACAAGGUGUUCCAGGACAAACAGGUGGAGGACCUGUGGCUGCCGUACUUCAACGUGACCACCGACAUCACCGCCUCCGCCAUGCGCGUGCACAAGGACGGCAGCACGUGGCGCUACGUUAGAGCGAGCGCGUCCUACGCCCCUUAUUUACCUCCUCUCUGCGACCCCAAGGAUGGCCACCUGCUUGUGGAUGGCUGCUAUGUAAACAAUGUCCCAGGCUCUCUGUGGCGCUAUGUGAGGGCUAGCAUGACCCUUUCGGGGUACCUGCCGCCCCUCUGCGACCCCAAAGAUGGCAACUUGCUCAUGGACGGUGGCUACAUCAACAACCUCCCAGCGGACAUCGCCCGAAACAUGGGCGCCAAGACGGUCAUCGCCAUCGACGUGGGCAGCCAGGACGAGACCGACCUCUGCAACUACGGAGACAGCCUGUCCGGCUGGUGGUUGCUGUGGAAACGGAUAAACCCCUGGGCAGAGAAAGUCAAGGUCCCAGACAUGGCGGAGAUCCAGUCCCGCCUGGCCUACGUGUCGUGCGUUCGGCAGCUGGAGGUGGUGAAGAAGAGCGCCUACUGCGAGUACAUCCGCCCGCCCAUAGACCGCUUCAAGACCAUGGACUUCGGCAAGUUCGACGAGAUCUACGACGUGGGCUACGACCACGGCAAGGUUCUGUUCACUGGAUGGGCUCGAGGUGACAUCAUCGACAACAUGCUGAAAGAUCACCGCUCUGCUGACUACAAUGACAGCAAGAAGACAGACUCCUACACGUGCCCUGGAGCAGACUUCACGGACCUGGCCGAGAUCGUGUCCCGUAUCGAACCGGUCCAUAGCUACGUUUCAGCUGAGGCAGAGGAGUCUGACUGCCUGACAGAGUACGAGGAGGACGGGAUGGACACGGUUAGGGAGGAAGAGGGGGAGGAGGAAGAGGAUGAGGCAGAUGACCCAGAGGACCACUCCCCUGGAGAGUGGGGGCCCAAUGGGGUCUUCCAGACGGACGAGGAGAAGUGCGUCCGUCAGCGGAAGACAAACCCCAGCGACUCCAACACCUGCUCGGAGGUCUCCGACUGCUGACGGCGCGGUGCGGAGAGACGCAGAGAGGAAAAGGGGAAGGAUGGAGAGGACGUGAAGUGCGAUGGCGUUCGAUCUCCUCGGAGUCGGGCAGGAAGUGGACCGUAUCGGCGGGAGGCCGGGCCAAAGAGGAACGGAUGCCCAAAUCCGACGCCGGUGACCUCAGCUCCUCCGGGCUGCGAGCCGUCGAAAACUUCCUCCCCACUGAACCCUGCGGCCGGGGCGGCUCUGGUUCUCUGCGUACCUCGACCGUCAGCCGCAAAGGGUGUCCAUCGCGUCCCCUGCCCCCACCCUCACAAACACCCCCCCCCAUUGGACUGAAAAACACUGCUUGGUGGGGGUCUGCCUUUUCCCUCUGCCUACGUCCAGUGAAAACUGAAGGGAAGUUGACUGGAGAGGACCGAUGACCAGUGUGCUGGUGGUGAGCACAGCCCCGUGGAGCCCCACUCUGGAGUCUCUCUCAGCUGUGGAGCUGAGCAGGGAGGCAAAGAGAGGCAUCUGAGGUCACUGAGGUCAUCUCGUCUCCACAGCAACCAUCCGUCUGUCUGUCUGUGUGCGUGUGCGUGCGCGUGCGUUUGUUUGUGUGUGUGUGUAUGUGUGUGUGUGUGUGUGUGUGUGUGUGUGUGUGCAUUUGUAUGUGUGUGCCGCAGCACUGCUUGCACUCUUCAGCAUUGUGGGACUGAUUCCCAGAGCCUGAGCGUCCGUCAGCAUCUCCUCUCCGAUGUGUGCGGCUGCCA